Sodiomyces alkalinus F11 is the source of this 2996-nucleotide messenger RNA. RefSeq lists its product as hypothetical. The transcript is spliced from 3 exons. NCBI's taxonomy places the organism in Eukaryota, Fungi, Ascomycota, Sordariomycetes, Glomerellales, Plectosphaerellaceae. Bases 266 to 2830 code for a protein of 854 amino acids. Gene Ontology annotation, cellular component: cytoplasm. The record is from RefSeq and is a predicted model, not a curated record.
GCCGCCAUCUAUACGGAGUAUAAACUCAAAAACUUCAAAAAGCUCAAAAGCCUCAAAGGAAAAGACAAAGAAGGGAAAAGGAGUGUCCUUUCAAUAGGUUUUACUUCUUCUUUGUCUUCCUUUUUCUGGGUCCUUCAAUUGGAACUACGCCUACGGAGUAAUUACAUGGCAACCCUGUAAGGGUUUCCACUGGAGUUCUCCCUCUUCCCUCAAACCAAAAGAAGCGACGCCCUCUUCAAUCUCCAGAAUAUAAGGUACCAUCGCCAUGAGCGCCUCGGACGACGCCACGAACCCGGCUCCCGCUGUGGCGGCGCCGGCGACAACUACGACGAGUGUACCACCAACUCCCAAGACGCCGCCGGCCAAACCGGGCUUCAUUCCUCUCGUCACCGUCGUCGGCUUCCAUCAUGCCAGGGGACCCGAGGUGGAGUCGUGGUUUGGGGCGCCCGAGGGAAGUGACCCGGCCAUAGACUUUGGGUGGUCAUUGCUGCCCUUUAUGGCUCUGAGUGACGGCGCACACGCCUCCGACGAAGACUUCAGCUACUUCACCCUCCUGUAUCCCGCCGCCACCGAAACCUCGCCCGCGACCUCGCUCUUCGGCAUCUCCUGCACACGCCAGCUGGAUGCCUCCCAGCUCCUCAACCGACCCGCCGACGUCACCCGCUCCACCGUCCAGAAGGCCGUCGUCGUCAUUGCCGACAGUCCCCAUUCCUUCGGCAUGAUGCGCGAGCGCCUCAGCGUCGUCACCCAGGCCUGGUUCGCCCAGCGCGAAUUCACCGACACGGAAAUCCUUCGCCGCUUCCAGGAGAGUCUUGCGGAGGAGAAGGGACGCCAGGCGAGUGAAGAGGAGGACAAGGACCAAUACCUUGGCAUGAGCCUGCGCGAGCUCGUCAGGGAGUUCCGGUGGCAGACCCUGGUGCUGCUCAAGUCUUGUUUGUUACAGCCCAAGAUGCUUUUCUUUGGAUCACGAUGCGAACGUCUAUGCAUGAUGCAGUUUUCCCUUAUUUCUUUGAUACCCGGCCUUAUCCGUAACCUACAAGACUGCGCCGAUCCCGAGUUAAACGCGUACGAGUCCGGGUUGACCACGCCCACAACAUUACGGACAAGCGAUCGUAAUUCUCUGUUGACGUAUAUGGGACUGCCCCUUCAAAUAUUUGGAAAGGGCAGCUUGUUCGGGCCUUAUACUCCGCUUCAGCAGCUUGAUAUCCUUGCCGACUUCGGCACCAAGGCCUACAUUGUCGGCAGCACCAACUCGCUCCUCCUCCAGCAAAAGGAUCGAUACAGCGACAUUCUUAUUAAUCUCGACGAGAAAACCGUCAACAUAUCUUCCUCCUCCCUCCGGAUGGCAUUGACUCUAUCCGCAGCCGACCGUCGUUGGAUCGACUAUCUGACCCAAGAGGUCAACGAGACAUGGGACGACGCGAACCCUGGCCGCCCCAAGACUAUGGGAUACGUGGGCAGCGAGGAGUUCAUCCGUCUCCAGUUCGAGGAGUACAUCCUCGCCCUCCUCGCCUCCUACAAGUACCACAGAUACCUCAAAGCGAACCACAACAACCCGCGCGCCCUGCUCCCUCACAUCGACGGGGACCCGGCGUCCGACUUUGGCGCCGAGUUCAUCGAAGCCUGGUCGCGCACCGAGAACCACCGCAUGUGGAACGCGCACACCGACUCGCACCUCUUCGACGUCGUGGAGCCCAAGCACCCCUGCGCCGGCGGCCUCACCGUGGAGGACGUCCAGCGACGCAUCACCCAGCAGGUCCAGGACAUGCACCUCGACGAGCGCUUCGCCCAGGGCCGAGAGGUCCUGGGACGCAACCUGGCCGCGGGCCGCGAGAAGGCCUCUUCGCUCUUCAACAAGCUCUAUUCCGACAUGGAGACCUACCGGGAGGCGCAACGACAGAGGGCCAAGGGACUGGAACAGCAGCAGCAACCGCAACCGCAACCGCAACCGCAGCCGCAACAUCAGCGAAGCGCCCUCGGCAGUCUUGUGUCGGCCGGUCCCGAUAGCAACGACGCCCUUCACCAACAGGGGGCAGGGUGGGGCCAGGGGAGCGAGAACGACGGUAAAGCCCAGAACAACACGGCCGGCGCCAAGGCAAGCACGUACGUGGGCAGCUGGGUUACCUGGGCGGGGGAGAAGCGCAAGGGCUGGGGCGCCGGGUGGGGCAGGAAGUCGGACGGCAAGAGCGGCGGCGCGAGCUCUCCCGGCGGCGUCCUCUCCCCGCGGGAGAGCAUGGCGCCGACCGAGAAGGAAGGCCGGGCGUCCGGGUCGUCCUCUUUCUUCCCGCGGACCAGGGACAGCGGCGGCGCGGGGGCAGAGAACGGCUCCGGCUAUUAUUCCGCCGUGUCGCACGGCAGGACGAGGGGCGGGGAUCCGAGUCAGAGGCCUUUGACGGGCGACUCGUUCGGCGAGUCGAUCAUUUCGGCGGCGGGCACCACUGAUUCGAAUUCGACGCCGUCGAGCCCGUCGCGGGCUCGGGCACGACCGCCGCCUUUUCCGGGGGCGAUACCGGAUGCGGAUGCGCUGGGUAUCUAUCCCGGGCUGGAGAUCAAGGAUGUCACGCAUGGGAGGGGCGGUGACGGCGGCGACGCGCGCAAGAAGCUAGAGGCUGGGUCUGACGAUGGGGAAAAGACACCCCUGCCUCGGACGGAGGAGGAGCUGGUGAUACCCGAACCCAAGGGAAAGGAGAGUGAUGAGGUGGGGAACAGUAGUCCUGCCAUCACGGAGGGCAAUGUCCUUACUGCAGAACCAACACCAACGGCAACUGCAGCGACAACAACAACAACAGUAGCAUCGGCAACGGCGGAUGGAGACGUGUCUAAAUCAUGAUGACAGAAAUUGACCGUGAUGGUAGUCUGCUCCCCCUAUAUUCAAUGAUGCAAGCAAUAUAGUGCUUGCUUGCUUGCUGUUUCGGAUGAGGGAGGAAAGAUGCCAGUCAAGGGAGAGAAAGAUGAUAAAUAAAUAAUCACAAAUAAAGAACUAACAAGCAUUCCUC